Messenger RNA from Paramisgurnus dabryanus, 2278 nucleotides. RefSeq names its product G protein-coupled receptor, class C, group 5, member C (gene gprc5c). Gene Ontology annotation, cellular component: plasma membrane; intracellular membrane-bounded organelle; extracellular exosome. Gene Ontology annotation, biological process: G protein-coupled receptor signaling pathway; visual perception. Gene Ontology annotation, molecular function: protein kinase activator activity; sevenless binding; G protein-coupled receptor activity. The record is from RefSeq and is a predicted model, not a curated record. NCBI's taxonomy places the organism in Eukaryota, Metazoa, Chordata, Actinopteri, Cypriniformes, Cobitidae.
GUGCGCGCGCAUUACAAACUAGAGUUUGAGUCACAUCAGUGACGGACGGCUGAAAGCAAUCAAAACUCUCCCAGUGUUUGUCCUCGACUAUCCUUGAAGUUUUUGAAGGUUUAUUUGGUUGGAUAACAAAGGGAGCGUUGUUUAAUUUGGGUUUAAAACCUCGCCUCAACUCUCCUGACGCAUUUUUGGCGUCGCGAUGUCACAUUUAUUUUCAUACACUUGCUGGAGCGGGUAAAUUGUGGUCAUAUACCAAUAUUUUCCUGAGAAACGACACAUUAUCAACACCUCGUUACAAAAGGUGCUGAAAACUAUGGACCACCUCAUCUCCAAAUCCCACCUUUUUCAUCUCCCGUUAUUCAUCGCCGCUUGCCUCUUGCCUGGAUCACUGGCGCAGAUCCCCAGAGGAUGUGGCACAAAUGUGAGCUCCCUGUAUUACAACCUCUGUGACCUAGACGCAGUCUGGGGUGUUGUAUUGGAGUCAUUCGCCUCCGCUGGCGUAGUGGUCGCCCUGAUACUCAUAAUCGUGUUGCUGGCGAGCCUUCCCUUCGUCAAAGACAAGAAGUGGCGCAGUGCACUGGGGCUUCAUGUGAUUUUCCUGAUCUUCACAUUUGGACUGUUCGGCCUCACGUUUGCCUUUAUCAUUGGUAAGGACUUCGCAACGUGUGCGACUCGACGCUUCUUGUUUGGCGUGUUGUUUGCCGGCUGCUUCUCAUGCCUCAUCAUGCAAGCCGUGAGGUUGAACAUACUUGCCAGACGAAACUCGGCACCCAGAUUUUGGGUUUGGUUCUUGGGGUUUCUGGGGCUUUGGCUGGUGGAAGUUAUCAUCAAUACUGAAUGGCUCAUCAUUACGAUUGUACGAUACCCUAUUAAUGGAAACCAGACUGCUGCCACCCCUGUUCCCUGUAACAUUGACAACCAGGAUUUCGUCAUGGCUCUCAUAUAUGUGCUGGUUCUACUAUUGGUGGUUGUGGUAGCAUCCAUACCGAUAUUGGCAGGUAAGCAUAAGCGUUGGCGCAAGGAUGGAGCCCUCAUACUGGUCAUAGGACUGCUCUCGGUGGGCAUCUGGGUGGCGUGGAUUGUCAUGUAUGUGUAUGGGAACAAAAAGCACGGUGGGCCAACAUGGGACGACCCCACAUUGGCAAUAGCACUGGUGUCAAACGCAUGGGUGUUUCUGCUGCUACACACCAUCCCAGGGGCAUGUAGCAUGAACGAUGAUGAUGAGGAGGAAGAUACGGCCAUUGAUGAAGAUCUGUACCCUAGCAGAGGGUACGAGACUGUCCUGAAGGAACAAAGUUCACAGAGCAUAUAUGUGGAGAAUAAAGCCUUUACUAUGGAUGAGCCUAACACAGGUAAUAAGCCCGUCUCCCCGUACAAUGGCUAUAAUGGCACACCACUUCGGAGUGGUGUGUACCAGCCGACAGAGUUGGCCUUCAUCACCAAAGGAGCAGUAAACGGAGAAUCAUAUGACAGAAUUCCAAGAGCGUCUAUGGGAACUUCGUUGCAAGAUCCGAACGGUCACACCAACCCCUCAACACAAACGUAUUCAAAUGGAAAUUUUCAACAAAGACACCAGUGAUUGGUUUAAGCCAGCUUUUGUUUUUCCUUUCUGGUGUUUCUAAUUACGAUUUACUGAUUUCUUUCCAUCGCUGUGCUCUGCUGCACGGGUCAGCUGGCGUGGACUUCGGAGUAGCUGGGAAACAUUCGGUUGUUUUGCUCCGUUGACAGACAUCAUGUUCGGAUCGCCUCACGAUGAUUCGAAUGAAAGUGUGUGGCUUCUUUGUUCUUGGGAUACUGUGCAGAUCCCAAUGAUUGUUUCGACGACUGCAAUGCUACUGACUCUGUCAAAUAUGUGAAAAAGCACAGACCAACUAAGGACUUCAAAAUAAACUGUCUCUGAUUUGCUGUCAAUCAUCCUAUAUAAGGACAAAUGCUGCUUCUACCUAACUCUGAAGUUAGGUGUAGUAUCACUAUACUUCUGCAUAAGCCUUCAUUUGAAUGUAUAAGAUAUAAAAAUGCUAUUUGGUGAAGCAUUUAUGUAAAAAAGAUGAUUUCAUUGCUUUCCCAACUUUGUAUUUAUUGUCAGUGUAAAACAUUAUAUUGAUUCUAUCAAAUAUUUCAACUUUGUAAACUGAAAAAAUUUCAACUUGAUCUUUAUGAACUCAUCUUGUUCAAUGUUCAUAGUAUCAAAAUAAAAUGCACAAAAUAGUCUUCUGUGGAAAAUAUUAUUUUGGGAUGCUGAAAUCAAAGAGGCUGAGAGUAUUUGUGCAUUUGACCCGGU